UAACCCCGGUGCACGCAGCCAGCUGAGGGCUCCGGUCAGAGGCCUCAGUCUGAGCUUGGUUGGUGAAGUGACAGGCGUCCACUCUGCUCUGCUCUCUCUCUGCGUGUGUUUCUUCACAUGUUCGGAUGGAUUCCAUCAGGAAAGGGGACGAUUCGGAGGAAGUAGAGAUUGACUUGGAGGACUCGAGUGACUCUGAAGAGUUUGACUAUGAGGAGGAACCUCAGACGCUGUGGAGGGCCCACCCCGCUCUGGAAGAAGAGGAAAGCAUUCAUACUUCUACAUUGGUAGAAAUCAGCGAUACAAUGCCUCUGAUUAAUGUCCGAGACCCCCGAGGUAUCAAUGACUGCCUCAAGGUGACAUUUGAGGAUGUGAUUGCUGAGCCAGUAUCAGUGCGCAGUGGGGACAGAGUUUGGAUCUGGAGCAACGCCCUGUUCGAGGUGUCGCGGGUUUGGAUCUACAGGAUCGUCACGGUGCUUCUGGCCAUUCCCAUAUCCGUUAUCUCCGGCCUCCUCUUUGCCAUCCUCAGCUGCCUCCACAUCUGGAUUGUCGGUCCCUGUCUCCAGUGUACACUGAUGGGCACCCGCUGGCUGCAGAGCCUAUGGAGCAUUGUGCUGGGCAUCAUUGUGCGUCCCUUGCUCACGAGUGCGGGGAGAUGCUGCGGAGGCUUUAGCAUCCACCUGGCCAAAGAAUGAGACUCGCACAUAAGGAGCACAUCCAGACUUGUUGUGUGCAAAAGUGCAACGGUGUUCACGUGGACUGAGCCCAAGUGGGCAUUGCUAUUUGAUUCUUUAGUUUAUUCUUUAUUAUUCAAAAAUAAAAUGUUUUUACCAGGUUAA
Molecule: messenger RNA, 836 nt
Organism: Scophthalmus maximus (turbot)
Lineage: Eukaryota; Metazoa; Chordata; Actinopteri; Pleuronectiformes; Scophthalmidae
Gene: cav4a
Product: caveolin 4a
Exons: 3
Coding region: 126-692 (188 amino acids)
Biological process (GO): caveola assembly
Cellular component (GO): caveola
Molecular function (GO): molecular adaptor activity
Source: RefSeq, a predicted model, not a curated record